Cuscuta europaea is the source of this 8916-nucleotide messenger RNA. NCBI's taxonomy places the organism in Eukaryota, Viridiplantae, Streptophyta, Magnoliopsida, Solanales, Convolvulaceae. The record is from the annotation of a GenBank genome assembly.
UAUGGAUCGGGUUUUUACCAUAUACUCAAACAAAGCUCAGCAAAAAUAGAAAACUUUAUAUAUUAUUAUUUUUUUUGAUUUUUUCUUUGAAAUAAAAUAAAAAGAAAAAUUAAUUGCCUUUCCCCGGCAACGGCGCCAAAUUUGACGAGCACUUUGUCACGGUGCGUCAAAAUAAUUUUCAAUACUAAACACUUAUACGUAGUAUAGCGUAGUAGAGUUCGUAUCCACAGGGAAAGGAAUGAUUUUCUUUCUAUGAAACUAGUAAUAAAAAAGGGGGUUUUGGUUUUGAGUGAUUUAAUUCAAUUAAGAAACUAAGAUGAACAACCUAUAUGUGUUUAAUUCAAGAAUAAAAGGGACUUGGCUUUGCUACUUUCCACUUGUUGAUAUAUUUUAGUUGAACUUCUUGUUAAAAACUUCUUGUUCUAUAACUAUAAAUGGAACUGACCCGACCGGGUUCAAGGUCUGACCCGGUCGGGUUUUUGUGCUCCUGGGUCUUUUUUCUUCAGUUUUUCUCCCUUUUUCCUUGCUACAAACUCUAUCACUAUUCUAAAACUCCGAAAAGAAGGAGAGAACAAUUACAAACAAAAUAAAACAAGUACUUACAAACUAACUAAAAGUGAUGGAAAAUCCACACUCAAUCAACAUAAAAACAUACGUUUAUGCACUAUAAACUAGUGCAUAUCACGGGUGCAUGUCAAAAUCAAAUAUCCUCCACGUUCUGGUGAUCUUCGGCAUGUUAAAGUGUCCCGGGUCAAGUCAGACCUGACCAGGUGAGGUAGGGGACCCGACCGGGUGAGUGCACUUUCCAGGCACUUACGGUUGUUGAAUCAGACCCGACCGGGUUCAGGGUCUGACCCGGCCGGGUUUUGUGCUCCUGGCUCUUUUUUGCCUUCAGUUUUUCUCCCCUUUUUCUUGCUAAAUUCUUGUUCUAUAACUAUAAAUGGAAGCUAUAAACAAUUACAAACACAGUUAAACAAAUGUCUACAACUGCAUACAAAUGGUAAAGAAUCCACACAAAUCAAAUAUAAAACAAACAUUUAUGCACUACUAAUUAGUGCAUAUCAAUGGUUGUGCUGAUGGGGGCAUAAUUGACUGCUGGUCUUCCGAGGGCUUUCUGAAAGUGUUCACAGGCGGUGCACCUUCGAGCGAGGUCCGCACAAUCUCGUGCCAUCGUGGGCCAGAAGUAACCCUUAACUAUGAGCCUUCGGGACAUGGAGAAGGGUCCCUGGUGAGCUGAGCAAGUGCAACUGUGCACUUCCUCCAUUGCAACUUCGGCUUCAUCCUGAUGAAGGCACCAGAGUAACGUGUCGUUGUAGGAUCGUUUGUAAAGCAUCCCGUCUUCGAUGGUGUAGCUGGGAGCCCUCAGCAUUGCCAGCUUUGCGCGGGUUUCAUCCUCGGGAAGGUGCCCUGUGGAGAUGAAGUUCAUGAUGUCUGAAACCAAGUCCUCAGGCCUUUGUUGUAUGUUCAUGACGGGGAUGGCUUGUAUGCUUGAGAGCUGAGUUCCUCAAUUCUCGCAAUCUUCGAGAGGUGCUCCGAGGACUCGUCCGAGAGCCUUGAUAAAAUAUCGGCCUCAGAGUUUUGAGCCAUCGGUAUUUGGGUAAGAGAGUGUGCCUCAAAUACCUUAAGUAACUCCUUGGCCGCUUCCUUGUACUGUUUCAUUCUCCCUUCCUUGGCUUCAUACUCCCCUGAAAUCUGGCCGACGACUAACUUGGAGUCACACUUCACAUGGAUCUGUCUGGCCUUCAUAUUAGCGGCCAGCCGAAGGCCACCGAGGAGGUCUUCAUACUCUGCUUCGUUGUUGGAGACUUUGAAGGAGAAGCGGAUGGCAUAGUAGGCGCGGAAGCCUUCGGGAGUAAUGAGAACUACCCCUCCUCCGCAUGUUUUGGUGGCUGAGGAGCCAUCGGUAUAGAGGGUCCACCAUUUAUUCGAGGGUGCCGAGGGCUCCUCACCCACUGCUGCUCUUGUCGUGCAUUCCAUCACGAAAUCCGCCAGGGCUUGGCCCUUUAUGGCAGGCCUCGGACGGAUGUCAAUGUUGUAUUGGCUAAGGAAGAUAGCCCAUUUUACCAAUUGGGAGGAGCUGGUGGGGCUCCUCAUCAAAGCGCCGAGGGGUUGGUGUGUGAGGACCUGGACCGGGUGAGCUUGGAAGUAAUGGCCCAACUACUUGACGGUCCAAACGAUGGCUAACACCGUUUUCUCCACAGGAGAAUAUAUGAGUUCCGCCUCCCUAAGAGUCUUGCUAACAUAGAAUAUGGCAUGUUGGACGUCGUCUUCCUCCCGGAUUAGCACUGAGCUGAUGGCAGCAGGGCUAACGCCAAGGUAGAGAUAUAAAGUCUCCCCCACCUUGGGUUUGGAGAGCACAGGGGGUGAGGACAAGUACCGUUUCAAUUCGUCGAAGGCCUCUUGGCAUUCUGACGUCCAUUGGAAGCCAGCGGUUUUCCUCAUGAUUUGGAAGAAGGGAAGGGACUUCUCUGCCGACUUGGACAGGAAACGGUUGAGGGCUGCCAGGCGGCUCGUCAACCUCUGGACUUCUUUGACGUUACGUGGGGGCUCCAUGUUGAUGAUCGCUUGAAUUUUCUCGGGGUUGGCCUCAAUACCCCUUUGGCUCACCAUGUAGCCCAAGAACUUGCCUCCUUGUACGCUGAAGGUGCAUUUCUUCGGGUUUAGUCGAAGGUUGAACUUUUGCAUGAUGGUGAACAUCUCCCGGAGGUCGUCAGCAUGGCUUGUUGAUUUUUUGCUCUUGACGAUCAUGUCGUCGACAUAGGCCUCCAUGGUGCGCUCUAGGACGUCUUGAAAGACCCUAGCCACCAUCCGGGUGUAAGUGGCGCCUGAGUUCUUUAGGCCGAAGGCCAGGACUAGAUAACAGAAGAUGCCUUCGGGAGUCAUGAAGGCUGUUUUUUCAGCAUCUUCCUCGUGCAUGAAGAUUUGGUGAUAUCCGCGGAAGGCGUCGAGGAAUGACAUGAUUUCGCAUCCCGCCGUUUCAUCCACCAGUUGGUCAAUAUUUGGCAGCGGGAAAGGGUCCAUGGGGCACGCCUUAUUCAAAUCCAUGUAGUCCACACACAUGCGGAUGGUGGGCGGCUUUUGUGCGAGGACUACGUUAGCAAGCCAUGAGGGGUACUUCACCUCCUUGAUGUGUUUGAUGGAGAGGAGCAUGGCAACCUCCUUCUUCACAAAAUCCCUCCUCUCGGCCGAGAGGGGUCUUCUUCUCUGUUGCACAGGUUUGGAGGAAGGGUCCUCCACGAGGCGGUGGGUGAUAACCCUUCGACUGAUGCCCGGCAUGUCCUCCGGCCCCCAUGCAAAAACAAUGGAGUAGGCGCGGAGGCAAUUCGUGAUGCCGGUCUUCAAGUCUUCAGGGAGCUUGGCUCCUAUCUUCACGACUCUCUCCGGCUUGGCCGGAUCGAGCACAAAGUCUUCUACCUCCUCAGCUGGUUCAGCCCUCGGCCUCUUCUCUUCUUCCUUAAAUGUCCCGGUGAUGGUGUCUACCUGGAACUCAUUCUUACUAACCUUCUUCGUUAUCUGAAGAUAGCAGGCGCAGGCAAGCUUUUGGUUCCCCCUCGAGUACCCGACGCCUCCUUCAGCUGGGAACUUGAGACAUAGGUGCCUCAUGGAGGUGAUAGCCUCCAGGUCCUCGAGGGUGGGGCGGCCGAGGAUGAUGUUGUGGGCGCAGUCAAUGUUGACGACGACGAACUCCACUUCGAGCUUGGCCCUAGGGAGCCCAUCGCCGAAGAGUACCGGGAGGGUUAUCACCCCCUAGGAAUCUAUGGUGUCUCCGGUGAAGCCGGACAGGGGGGUCCGGAUGGGCCGAAGGCAACUCUUCUCUAGGUGCAGCUCCUUGAAUGUGCUGAGAUACAUUACGUUGACGGAGCUGCCUGUGUCAACGUAAGUUCGAUGGAUGAUGGUGUUAUUGAUCUCGCUUUGGAUCAUUAACGCAUCCCUAUGAGGAGAGGAAACCGGGGGGAGAUCGGCGUUGGUAAACAUGAUGGGCUCCUCUCUCAUCCGCUUUACGGGGGGUAUGUGAGUGACUUCCCCCACAUAAAGCGAUUGUGCCCACUUCUUUCUUUGGCCAAUGGAGUCUCCCCCCGUGUUGCCCCCGCUAAUCAUGAGGAUGUGGCGUUUCUUCUCCUGGUACUGGUUGUACUCCUCCUCCUCAUCGAGAUUCCCGAUCUCCUGUUUCUUACCCUUCGGGUCACCGAGGGGAAUGGUGUUUGGGUUAACCCAAGCAUUUGCCCUCGCCGGAGGUCCUAGCGGGGGCCCUUGAGGCUGAGGGCCCCUGACAAAUUGGGACAGAUGACGCGCCUCUAUAAGCCUCUCGAUGGCUGCCUUCAGCUGGUUGCAGUCAUCGGUUCUGUGCCCUUGGUUGCGAUGGAAGCGGCAGUAUGGCUCAUUGGGGUUGACGGCGUAUACCUCCAAGGGUGCGCGAGAGUCGUGCUCCACGAGGCCUCUCUCCUCGGCGUAGUUCAGGAUGACGCUGAUGGGCUGUGUGAGGGGGGUCCGAGGGUUCUCCAGAAGGAUGGGCUGCGCCCAGGCCUUCGGGUUAUUCUUGUAACCUCCCCCGGGUUUGGCUUGGCCGUGCCGGGGGCGAUCACCCGAGGGGGACGGGCCUUUGGAAUGAUGGAAUGGAGCUCCCGGCCCCUGGUGAUUUUUAUCAUUUGCCCUCAGCCGUUGCUGCUCGGGGUUUUUUGGUGGAAUUUUUCCACCUCCUCAGCCUCCGCAUACCGGUCUCCCCGUUGGAGGGCCCUUAUGUAAUCACGAGGGGGCUCGAUAAUGAGGCUCCUCGAGAAGUUCCCGGUGCGGAGGACUGUCUGUAGGCGAGCCAAAAGGGUCCAUCAUCGGUGCCGUCAACCUUGUCUGUCUCCGCCCUCCAGCGUUCCAAGAAGUCUCGGAGGGUCUUCUCCUUCCGCUGUCUCACCGUUAGUAGGUGGGAGAAAUGUUUCCUUGAUCGACGCCUUCCCGCAAACUGUGUCAAGAAGCGUUGGGCGAGCUCUUGCGACGAGUCAAUGCUACCUUCGGGCAAUCGGUUGAACCAUUCGUACGCUGGUCCUUCUAAGGUGGAAAGGAACCAACGACACAAAUAUUCAUCUGAUGCCCGUGGCCAUCAUCAUGCUGUUUUGGUAUCUGCUGUAGUUAGGGCAGAGCACGGGUCGGGUUCGGGCGGGUCGGGUUCAAAAAUGGUGAACCCGUUCGGAUAUCGGAUUGAUAAUUUCAAACCCUACCCUAUCAAAAACUUUAUCGGGUUUUUCGGGUUGAAGUAGUUCAGGUUGCGGUCGGGUUGAUUCGGUUUUCGGGUCCAUUCGGAUUUUAAUUUAUUAUUGUUGAAAUUGUGAUAAAUAAAAUGGUAAUUGGUAAAAAUAUCAUUCAAAGUUAUACUAGUAUAACAUUCAAAGUAAUAGUUGUAUAAAUACGGUAAUCGACAUAUUUGAGUAUGUAAAAUAAUAAUAUAUGGUGAUUGACAUAUUUGAUAUUGUGAUAAAUAAAAUGAUAAUUGGUCAAAAUAUCAUUCAAAGUAAUAACAAUACAACAUUCAAAGUUAUAGUUGUAUAAAUACGGUAAUUAGAAUAUUUGAACAUGCAUAAUAUGAUAAUUGGCAUACAAUAAUUGAGAUUUUUUUUAAACCCGGAAGGUAAACCACCAAAAUAAGUGGGGCAAACGCCGGGGAACGUUUGCCAGAUUUUAUUAAUAGAUGUAAAAAAAUAAAAUAGAGAGGGGGACCAAACCAAAACCUCUCCUUAGAGGCAUACCUCUAAAAGAACAUGAUACAAUACUAAAAGAUAAAAAAAAAUUGGGGGGGCUUGACCUGACCCAAAAAUUAAAAUACACGAAAUUUAAAACGCAAGGCUGGAAUAUAAAAGAGGUCUCCAUAAUAGCUAUUUUUAACAUCUUUUGGCAAAUUACCUACCUGAUCAAAUAAAACAAUUUGGGCCGAGCCCAGGUUCUUACCUGCAAGCAGAUGGGCCGGACCGUUCCCUUCUCGAAAUACAUGUUCGAAAGAAAACCUUCUGAGUGUUGCCUUUCUCCUGAAAUCAGCACAGUUGCCUGAAUCAUCCAAAAUAAAGGAGAUCGCCCUAGCCGCAUCACUCUCUACCUGAACAUCUGCGAAACCAGCUUCCAUAAUCAUUUCUGCUGCGAAAAUCAGCGAUUGCAACUCAGCCUCCUCGCUGGACGCCGCUUGAAGUCUGAAGGACAUAGCCCAUACCAGUUCUCCCAUCCGAUUCCGAAGAAUAGCUCCUCCCGAAGCACAGCCAGAUGCCAGAGAGAAGUUACCAUGAAUACCAGGGUCCCAUUGCAAUGAUCCAGAAGAAUUCUCUGAACAAAGGUGAGAACCUAAAUAUUUCAUUGGCAGAGAGGUUUUCCUCAUUCCCAGGAUAUUUUUUAUAGUUGUGGAUCUUGGUGACUGGCUCUGAUGCAUAAAGGUUAGAGAAAAAGUCUACAGCAGCUGUACCAAUCUCAGAUUCGAACGUACGUUACAGAGAGUGCGAUGACCAACAGAGCAAGGGCGUCCACUAGUCCAGGCGUCCAGCGCCCAAAUUUCUCCAAGUUGAAAGAGAUGGACUGCGGUCUCACCGGUGGGCGAUUGUGGUAUGCGAGACUGCGACUCUGCGUCUGCGGCCUGCGGCGUUCUCCCGUCUUCGGUCUUCCCCAGUUGGGCAGUCCCCGUUCAAAUGUUAGGUCACACACUCACGCGGUAUAAGCCCCUGCGCACAUACGGAGUAUACUGUAUAAGCCCCUGCGCACAAAACUUCUUUGGGCCAAUUUCUAAUUGGGCCUAAUAUUAUUUAAGGAGUACAGUUUGCAUCUUUAGUUUUUACUCCCAGCAAGGCUUCACAAUUAAUUGGGUGGGGGGGGGGGGGGAUUCUAAUAUUAGUAUUUUUAUUAAAAAAUGGGGGGUGGAAAUGCCCCCCUUACCCUUGACAGUAGUUCCGCCCCUGCCUAUAAAUUCUCAGGACCGGCCCUAUGUAAAGAGUUUACGUGUAAUAUAAAUAUAGGUUACACACAUGGUCAAACAUUGUAUUUCUAUUUUACAUGAAAUCUAUUUUACGGUCCUAAACUUUACCUGCACUCACUUUGCAUGUGAAGUUUUAAUACUCCCUCCGGUCCCUAUUAAAGUUCUCAGUUUGACUUCAAACAGAUUAAGAAAAUAAAUUUGACUUUACUGUGGAGUUCACUGUUUGGCACUGUUUGGACACUGUUUGACACUAUUUGGCACUGUUUUGCACUGUUUUGUUUCCUAAAAUGGAAGUGUGAACUUAAAUAAGGGACAUCCCAAAAAGGAAAGUGAGAACUUUAAUACGGACCGGAGGGAGUAUAUAAAAACCGACUAUUAAGGUUAUACGUACUAUGGAAUUGGCCGGAUACGUUUAGCCAUUCCUUAUAGGGUUAAUUAUCAAAAUAGGACUAAAAGUCACCCACUUUGCACAAAUAGGACCAAAAACUAAAUUAUGUUUUCAUAGGACUAAUUAUGUGUCUUGGACAAAUAUACCCUUCUAGUUAUUGAAAUGUUUUAAUUCAUAAUAAAAUAAUAAAAAAUAAUAACAAAUUGUAAAAAUACUAAAAAACUAAUGAAAAUAUUUCGAUAAUGAUAAUUAAUUAAUUUAUUUUUAAAAAAAAUAAAAAAAAUAAAAAAUAAUAAAAAUAAAAAAACUCAAAAAAAUUAAAUAAAAUUCACCGCCGCCUCUGCCGCGUCUGCACCACCACCUCUAGUCACCGGGAAAAAAAUGCCAAGUUCAUUACGAAUGCCAUAUUUAUGGCAGAAAACAAUGAAAAUGUUGGCAUUCUCAAAGAGAAAUAUGUCAUGUUUUUGGCAUUUUCAGAAAAAAAUGGCAGUUUUUAGGAAAAAUGGCAUCUUUUUCACCGUCCUGAGAUGGUGGUGCAGGGAGGUAGUACAGGCGGUGGGAAAGGCAUCCAUAUUUUUUUUAAUUUUUGUAUGGAGUUUUACUAUUCUUUUAUUAAUUUUUAAAAAAAUAAAAAAAUUAAAAAAAAAAAUUUAAUUUUUUAUUUUAUAAAUAUUUAUAAAAUUUUUUAUUAUUUUUCUACGAAUUUUUGAAUUUUUUUCGAAUUUAUUAUGAAUUAAACAUUUAAUUAACUCAUAUUUAAAGGAAGGGUAAGAAUGGAAGAAAAAAAUAGGUAUGUUUCCAAUAGGACUAAUUUGGUCCUAUUUUGAAAAGAAAAACAUAGUAAGUCCUAUUUUGAGUUUUUGCCAUAAUUUUAGUCCUAUUUUGAGUAAUUUCUAUUCCUUAUAUGGAAUUAGACACGUUUAGCAAUUCCGUAUAUGAUGAUAACAAGAUGUUUUAAGGUAUCUUUGACGUAUUGUUUGAAUCAAGGUUUGUUUUUUCUUAAGAAUGAGUCCAAAAUUAUACUUACUUGAUAACUGCGUAUUUGUUUGUCCCAUUUGGUACACAAUAAUAUAUUGUUUUUAUAACAUAAUAAUAAUUACUUAUAAGGGCAUCUCCUUAGUUUUACGCUAUUUCAAAUAAAGGCAAAUAUUUGAACAAAGAAUUCAUUCUUUUCUUUUCAACACAAUAAAGGCAACUAUUGUUCAUUUACGAGUAACAAUGCUGCACAAUCAUCAAGAAUAUAAAUAUUUUUUUAGUUAUAUAAUUCAAAUUUAAUACUUGGUGUUCAUUAAAAAUAAACUUGUUAUUUAAUUUCUUAAUAUACUUCCAUAAAAGUGAGUCAUUAGUAAUUAAGUACCAAGUACGACAUUAAAAUUUAAGAAUAUUCCCUUUCAAAUAACCUUAAUUAUUGAAGCUUCAUAGACUUAUAUAUUGUGAUGGAGGUAGAACAUACCAUCACAUGCUACAUCCAUCAAAUUAGACAUUAAAGCGUUUACUCUGACUCAGACCAAUCGAAAUUCUCAAAACUAUCUAUAGUUGCUCUUACACUCGUCAAUAUAUAUGGUGAUCAUCAACAAAAUAUCCUUUC